Colletotrichum aenigma is the source of this 1140-nucleotide messenger RNA. It is a transcript of the gene ro-4, whose product is annotated as Actin-like protein. The transcript has 4 exons. The record is from RefSeq and is a predicted model, not a curated record. NCBI's taxonomy places the organism in Eukaryota, Fungi, Ascomycota, Sordariomycetes, Glomerellales, Glomerellaceae. The coding region runs from base 1 to 1140 and encodes 379 amino acids.
AUGACGGACUCGCUGCACAACGCGCCCAUCGUCCUGGACAAUGGCUCCGGCACCAUCCGCGCCGGCUUCGCGGGCGACGACCUGCCAAAGUGCUACUUCCCCUCGUUCGUCGGCCGUCCCAAGCACCUGCGUGUCCUGGCCGGCGCGCUCGAGGGCGAGGUCUUUAUCGGUCAGAAGGCGGCGACGGAGCUCCGGGGUCUGUUGAAGAUCAGGUACCCGCUUGAGCACGGCAUCGUCACGGACUGGGAUGACAUGGAGAAGAUCUGGGAAUACGUGUACGGAGAGGGGCUCAAGACCCUCAGCGAAGAGCACCCCGUUCUCCUAACCGAACCCCCCCUCAACCCCCGCAGCAACCGCGACACGGCCGCCCAGAUCCUCUUCGAGACAUUCAACGUGCCGGCGCUGUACACAUCGAUCCAGGCGGUGCUGUCAUUAUACGCCAGCGGCCGGACGACGGGUAUCGUCCUUGACUCGGGCGACGGCGUGUCGCACGCCGUCCCUGUGUACGAGGGCUUCGCGAUGCCGAGUAGCAUCCGGCGGAUAGACGUCGCGGGCCGCGAUGUGACGGAGUACAUGCAGACGCUGCUGCGCAAGAGCGGCUACGUCUUUCACACCAGCGCCGAGAAGGAGGUCGUGAGGCUCAUCAAGGAGUCCGUCACCUACGUCGCGCACGAUCCCAGGAAGGAGGAGAAGGAGUGGGCCAACAGGACGGACUCGGCCAAGAGCAUGGAAUAUGUUUUGCCGGACGGUCACAAGCUCAAGAUUGGCGCGGAACGCUUCAGGGCACCAGAAAUCCUUUUCGACCCCGAGAUCAUCGGCCUCGAGUACCCGGGCGUGCACCAGAUCGUCGUCGACGCGAUCAACAGGACGGAUCUCGACCUGCGCAAGUCGCUGUACAGCAACAUUGUGCUCUCGGGAGGCAGCACGCUGACCAAGGGCUUCGGUGAUCGUCUGCUCACGGAGCUGCAGCGGUUGGCCGUCAAGGACAUGAGGAUAAAGAUCUUUGCGCCGCCGGAGCGCAAGUACUCUACAUGGAUCGGAGGAAGUAUCUUGGCUGGUCUCAGCACUUUCAGAAAGAUGUGGGUGAGCAUCGACGACUGGCACGAGAACCCGGAUAUCAUCCACACCAAAUUUACGUGA